GGUCCUCCACAUGAAAUGAAAACAUUCAGCCUUCACUUGCUGUGUGGUCUACAGUAGAUUAGAAGAAAAGGGACUAUAGUGCCUUUAUUAAGAUAUUUAACCCAGCUAACUAACUACUGUAGUUAAUUUACCUAUAGGUAGAAAAUCAGUGUUUAGGUUUAACACAGGAGCAGACAAAUAACUUAAAUAGACAGCCUUUACAGGAUGCUACAAGACACAUGAUAGCUAUUCGAGCUCUAUUGAACUAGUUUCAGUAAAGCACAGGUAACAGCUGUCUCUCUCUCACAUUUCUCAGGGUGUUUUAUAUGUCAGGGAUCAUUUAUCUGAGCUGUUAAGUAGCGCUGCGGGCACAGGGAAACCCCCCUGCCCUCAUCCCCGCCUAAAGCUCCUCUCACCGCGGCUCCAUUUCCGCACUCCACACAGCCGGGAGAGUGGAGCGGGACGCGGGCUUACGGGGUCCCCCGAGCGGAUCGGCGACUGUGGCCAUCCCGGUCUUACCGGCGUUACUGGACGACACUAUGGUUGCGGGGAAAGGCGCGGUGAAGGGCUCGCUCUGGCAGAACGAGAGAGUGCGGUUUGCUGUCUGUUUCCUCGGAGUUUUCAUCUGCUACUUCUACUACGGGAUACUGCAGGAGACCAUCACACGAGGAGACUACAGCCAGGGGGAGAAAAAGGAGAAGUUUCGUUAUGCCACCACUCUUGUCCUUAUCCAGUGCAUCAUCAGUUCUGUCUUUGCCCGAAUCUUGAUCCAGUUUUUUGAGGGCUCCAGGCCAGACCACACGCGGAGCUGGCUCUAUGGCGUGUGUGCUUUGACUUAUCUGGGGGCCAUGGUGUCCAGUAACUCUGCUCUGCAGUAUGUCAACUACCCCACACAGGUAUUGGGGAAGUCAUGUAAACCUAUCCCAGUGAUGAUCUUAGGAGUGACCAUUCUGCGGAAGAAGUACCCCAUGGCCAAGUAUCUGUGUGUGCUCCUGAUUGUUACUGGUGUGGCACUUUUCCUCUACAAACCCAAUAAGGGCUCCACCACCUCAGAUGAACAUAUUUUCGGUUUUGGAGAGAUGCUGCUGCUUUUGUCUCUUACCUUGGAUGGUCUGACGGGCGUGGCUCAGGAUCAUAUGAGAGCACGUUUCCAGACAGGAGCCAAUCACAUGAUGCUGAACGUGAACCUGUGGUCCACGCUGUUUUUGGGCUCGGCUGUGCUGUGGACAGGUGAGGUGUGGGAGUUUUUGAGUUUUGCUGAUCGCUACCCCAGCGUCAUCUACAACAUCAUGCUCUUUGGCAUCACCAGCGCUCUAGGACAGACUUUUAUCUUUAUGACGGUUGUGUAUUUUGGACCUCUGACCUGCUCUAUUGUCACGACCACGCGGAAGUUCUUCACCAUCCUGGGCUCGGUGCUGCUGUUCGGAAACGUAAUCAGCCCCGUGCAAUGGUUCGGAACCAUCCUCGUUUUCUUGGGUUUGGGGCUCGAUGCCAAGUUUGGAAAGGCACCCAAGAAGACUACACACUAAAGCACAAAGAGAAUGCCUGAGCAUAUGAGUGUGUGAGAGUGUGUGUGUGUGUUGACUGGGUGAGCACACACACUUGUGUGCUGAACUCAUAGACAGUAAACUUAAGAAGCAUCUGUUUGUCAGUGCACUAUUCCCAUCAGUGGCUAAUCUUAAAGACAUUUAUAUAUGACUUAUUUUUAUGGCAUUGAAUAUACUGGAGUUAUCUGCUAGCCUUGUUGAACAGGGACACUACGGCCCGUGUGCAGAUCUCCACUCAUCAGCCCCUGCUUGCACAGCAGCCAGGAUUUGCUUUUAGGUUCUAGAAAGUAAAGGGACAGAGUAUGAAUUGUGAAUGAGGAAUAGUCAACAUAUUGCACAUUCUCCAGCUUAGAACUGCAUUACCCAGGGAUCCUAGCACCAUAGGAACAUGAGCAUUGCAAGAGAACGCCGAGUUUUGACCAGUCAUUGUAAAUUAAACUCAGAUAACAGUUUUAGUCUUAUUUCUGCUCUGGAAUUUGUAUCAAUACCUCAUUUUUAGUUCGUAUCAAGUGUCCUGAAUUAAUGUUUUGGAAUCAUAUUUUGUUUUCAGAACUGUAAAACUUGUGUUGUGUUCCAUUUAAGAAAGAUGCGCAGAUGUCGGAAUUUUUCGUACACACACAGUACUGUCCAGAUUCUAUCUAUGGAGAUGUUUGAAUGCUGUCUGGAUGCACAAAAUACUGUAUCAUUUUUUAUCAACUGUUAUCACUAGCGGUGCUAACCUGAAACAAUGCUAACAAUGCUAUAGCUGAUAUCUGAUGAAUGCUAAGCUGGAAGGCAGUCAGACAUCCGAGGUAAAUGAAACGCAGCUUCAUUCAUUCAUUUGUUCAUUCAUUCAUGAGUGUGUGUGUAAGUGUAUGUGUGUGUGUUUACAUGUACACGCUCCAUCCAAGACCUACAACCAGUGUUCCGUUAUGUCCACACAAACUAGCAAACCACACUCAGCCAGAUUCUAUUCUAUUCUAUUCCUGAUGAAAUUCAUUCCGACCUGUUCACCGCAAAUCUUUCAUGAAAGACAAACAUGGAACGAGUUUUCAUAUGUUUGCAUUCAUGUCUGUCUCGUUUACUGUCUGUUCAAAUGUCAUUUUCCUCUCCGUACAUUUUAGAGAAAAAUAAAAAAAUGUUUUGGAACAAUU
Astyanax mexicanus (Mexican tetra) is the source of this 2659-nucleotide messenger RNA. RefSeq names its product solute carrier family 35 member B1 (gene slc35b1). The record is from RefSeq and is a predicted model, not a curated record. The coding region runs from base 519 to 1508 and encodes 329 amino acids. Gene Ontology annotation, cellular component: endoplasmic reticulum membrane; Golgi membrane. Gene Ontology annotation, biological process: UDP-galactose transmembrane transport. Lineage: Eukaryota; Metazoa; Chordata; Actinopteri; Characiformes; Acestrorhamphidae. The transcript is spliced from 9 exons. Gene Ontology annotation, molecular function: UDP-glucose transmembrane transporter activity; UDP-galactose transmembrane transporter activity.